GCUCCUUCCCAAUUCCCGAGUCUGGCUCGGAAAGCGCGCCACUGGCGUCUUGCCACGCGAGUGCCCCUGGACAGCCACACGCCCACUGGAACUGCACGUGAACAAAGCUUUUGCCGGGAGAGCCGCGGCCUGUGGUUUCUCAGCGCAAUCUAGCUUCCAUCCAGAGUGUCGGGUGAACACAGGGUUAAGCUAGUUCCCUUCUCGGUAGGAGGGAAAGGAGGGGGAGGGGGAACGAAGCGUUCUGUCUUGCCGGGUACCUUGCAGUUAGUUGUACAUUGGAAAGCGGUCGCCAUCACUUGUGAGUUUGGCGUCAUCCAUUGUCACCACCGAGGAAUGUGCGCUGGGAGAUAACACCAAGUGCAGGGCCUCUGAGACACGCAGGGCUCCUCUCUGCUUCCAGGUGCGCUCGGUUUCUGGUCCUCCGUCCCGAGUUUCCAGCAGCUGGAGGAAGCACCUCAGAACCGGUCACGGCGGCGCCCACUGAGCCUCAGGACCAGGGUGGCAGUUCUCAACGAUGGGCAGGAGGGACCUCGGCGGCGACCCCUAAAGCAAUAACAUGCCCGGGGAGUCCCUCUGCUGCCAUGCCAGCUUCUUCCCUUUCCACCUCCCCGACCCAGUCGGAUUCGGAUGAGCUAAGGAGACAAGGCCACCAGGGAGUUUUGUGACUGAGUUGUGGGGAUAAAAAAAAACAACGCUCCUUUGCUGCCUGCCAGAAACAUCGAUCCUAAACGGAGUUUUCUGAAUCCCCCAUGCUUUUAGAACUCCAGCCUCUCAUUUCCCCUAGAAUGAAUCUCUUAAGUACGGUAAGUAGCAAUCUCCCCUACCCAUCUGUGUUGAAUGGCAGAAGUGUUAUUAUUAUCAAGCGUCGGUAUUUGAAACCCCUACCCGCCCUGUGCCCCAAAUCCGGGUUCAAUUAGUCACUAAAACUGAGGAUGCUAGUUCGUUUUCUUUCCAAUCGAGUGCGGUUUUUCAAAACCAAGGACCCUGCCUCCUCUGCUCCUGCACCAGGAACUGGUAGUGUUAGGGCUGGUGUAAUUGCGCUUUCCUGACUCAACCGGCGGGGGAUGGAGAAGUCCCCCAGAGCUCCCAAAGCUGAACUAGGAUCACUUUCCCUGCGCGGCAUGCCUGGGACGUGGAGAAAGGUCCUUCUACGCCGCCAGGAGCGGAAUGCAAGGCCAAGCAGAUGCCCAGAGUAGUAAGGCGAAGAACCUAUCCAGCUGCUCUCGGGUCCCCUCCAGGCUAGGGACCUCCUGGAAAGGUUCCUCAGCUAAGCUGACCAGUCCAGGGCUCUUCCAGGAGCUUUCAGCGCCAGCGCGAAUCACUUCUGUUUUGUGAUUUCCCCUCCACGAUGAUCAAGGGUCUGAGCUAGCUAAGGUCUCUGCACCAAUCAGGGGAAGGAAGAUUUAGGAAAAGAGCCUGUCUGUCUAGGGAGGACUGGUCCCACACUUGCUGUUUGGAUAAGUCAUUUUGCCUGUCAGGGCGCUCAGGAAGGGACAGUGGCUGCCGAAGGCUACCGCCAUCGCUGCUGUCAUCUUGGCGCUUCUCUUCAUAAGCUCCCAAGAUGACUCUCACUGUCUCUUUUCCUCAGAUUAGAGGCUCCAUUCACGCCCCAUUCUCUCCUGGAUAUCUGUCAGUUAACACUUCAAGUUUGGAGAAAAGACAGGCCACGCAUACGUGUUUUCUAGUCGCCUUUGCAUAUCUAAAGGACGGGGAAGAGUGGCAAAGCUCUCUUGAACCCCCGUGGUGUGUGCCAACGUGUGUGAACGCGUGUGUCGCGGUGCGUUUGGGUGUAUCCUUGUGUGGCUUGGGAGACAAAUCGGGCGUUUCUCCAAGUCGUCUUACCAGGAUUUAAGCGCUCAAGUCCAUGAAGGUAGCAGACACAACAGCGAUGCAAGGAAAUAAAAACAAUCGGGGAAGUGGUGCCAAGUGACUCAGACUUUGAACUGAGGACAAGGAGUGCGGUCGCGCCUGGGGUUCGUCCGGAAAUCAUCUCCAGCGGGUUACAGGCAACGCCCUUGCCAAAGUCGUCAGUCCAGAAUGCUGAGAAGAUCCCUAGGGAGUUGGUUCAGGGCGAGCUUUCAACUUGCAAAUUGCUUUUCCCGGGGCUCUACCCACAGUGCGCCUCAUUGCAGCCUAAUGCUCGGUGCGGGCUUGUUCUCCCCCUUCUGUUAGUAUGCCGACGGUCUCCAGACUAGUUAAAACACAUCGCAACUUGCUGGAGACUUAUGGGCAGCAAUGAAUGGAGGAACAAACCAGGUCACCACCCCCUUGCCAAAAAGAGAGGAAAAAAAUAAAAAUAAAAUGGAAGAGACAGGUCUCAGAUUUCUUAGAUUACUCUUUAACCUUUGCAAAGAGAAUCCCAAGUGGGAAAGGUGUGCCGAUUGGACGUUUUAACUAUGCAGCCUGUUUUCAUAGUCAUUGCUGCGGACGUUGUCGGUUGUCCAUUAUAAUUUCUAGAGACAACUCAUCUACUGAACAUCACUCUUUCCAGGAGCAGCUAGGGUGACAGGGGAAAGCGGAUGUGUUUAAAUAGGAUGCCAAACUCUAAUUCCUCCAAUUAAAGUUUAUGGAAGAAAGCUUGAUGAGCAGACCUUUGAUGCGCUGGAGGUGCCGCACACCCCCAAUGUUGCCUCUGAGUAAAAUAACGCCAUUUUGGUUGAGAGACUUGCUAUAUUUUUACCCUCUAAUGUUACGUUUCGAUCAUUUCUAAGUAAUAGCUCCUCUGGCGUGGAUGUAUAUCAGGCGAACUACAGGGAAAGCGUCCUUCACCAUUCAGAGAAGCUGAGGGUAGGGAGGACGCCUGAAGCUUACAGAGAGGGAGAAGCAUGGUUCUGGGUCAAGUUGGCAUUCCUGGGUUAGCCGGGAGCACAUAACUCUCUCCAGGGAGGACAGGGUUAAAAGCCCCAUCUGACUUUGCCUCUUGGAAAGCUUAGGGUUGCUGCGGCUCCUCCCAAGCAUUCUUUAAAUCAGAGAAGUGGGAGGGACUCGGCUUGGGAGGGAGGAGAAGAGGGAGGCCAAGAAAGAGGGCUCGAAGAGGGGAGCGCGCCAGAGCUCCAGGGGCCGAGGGAGAGGAGGGGCGCUCAAGCUGCAAAGCCGAUCCCGCGAAUUCAUUACAGUAAACAUCUCCCGGGGGUGUCAGGAGGGGUGGGGGUGGGGACCUCGGAGUCUACAUUAGCGGACCGGGUCCGAUCAAGGCAGCAGUGUGGCUGGAGCUGCCUCCAGACCCGCGCCCCGCAGACGCUGCACUUGGAGUGAGCUCCGCGCCCGCCCCCGCGCAGCCCGAGCUGCACGCCCUGCUGCGCGUGGUCCGCACAUUCGCUGCGACCGAGCGCCCGCCCAGUUCUCCCGCCGACUCGCGCGGUCCUCCGGCUCCCAGCAGUCCCGGACCCGGCCAGGACGCGCUCCACCGCCCUCCUAGAUCGCCCUACUUUUUUUCGGGGUUCGAGGCGGAGAGGGGGAGACGGAAGAGGAGAGGAGACCAGAGCUGCGGCGGCCCCGAGCCUAGAUAAAGUGGCAUGCCCGACCCCUGGAGGCGGAGGUGGCAGAGGACCGGGGAAGACGAUGCCGCGGCUCCGUAGGGGACGUAGGCGACAGCGAGCAAGGCGAGCGGGGCGCUCGGGCGCCCGCAAGCUGCCGGGAGGCGCUCACCACUCAGAAGCUCUGGCCUCAGCUUCCCGGAGCUCCGACGCAGCCAGAGGCAGAGCUGGGUUGCAGCAGCCGCCGCCGCCACCUGGAGGACCCAGCAAAAGUUUGGAUCUGGGGGAGGGCGCUGCGCUGAGCGGGAUUACCAGCAGGGCUGAAGGGAGACCUGGAAAACCUUAGCAGGUUGCAGACUCUGUUUAACCGAGAAAUUCCUAGGCUGCUCUACACUGGCCCGACUUAUUGUAGAAGAAGCAAGCAUUGCCUGCCUGGCUGGACUUCUGUUGACAGUACUUAUCACGUGGCGUCACUCUUUGCUCAUGCGGCAAAUUCCCCCUGUUGAGUGGUUUCGCACAUGGAGGACCACUGCGUGAGGGCAACCUAGGCAGAUCAGACUAAACACUCAGAAGGAUUGUUUUACCCUCUGCCCUCAGGUCAUUUCCUCUCAACAGAAGUUCUAGACUUUUGACAGAACAAGAUCCAGUCAUUUUGCGUUUGUUUUCUGUUUUCACUGUUAUUUGUUGUUGCUUUUGAUUUUAUUUUCUCCCUUCAUCACAUUGUAUUUUAUUUCUGUCCUUCAGCAAUGGGCCUGCAGACUACAAAGUGGCCCAGCCACAGGGCUUUUUUACUAAAGUUUUGGCUUAUGAUUUCCCUGGGGCUCUACUCACAAGUGUCAAAUCUCCUGGCCUGCCCUAGUGUAUGCCGCUGUGACAGGAACUUUGUCUACUGUAAUGAGCGAAGCUUGACCUCAGUGCCUCUUGGGAUCCCGGAGGGCGUAACCGUACUCUACCUCCACAACAACCAAAUUAAUAAUGCUGGAUUUCCUGCAGAGCUGCACAAUGUACAGUCAGUGCACACGGUCUACCUUUAUGGCAACCAACUGGAUGAAUUCCCCAUGAACCUUCCCAAGAACGUCAGAGUCCUCCACUUGCAGGAAAACAACAUUCAGACCAUCUCGCGGGCUGCUCUCGCCCAGCUUCUGAAGCUGGAAGAACUCCACCUAGAUGACAACUCCAUAUCUACAGUGGGCGUCGAGGACGGAGCUUUCCGAGAGGCCAUUAGCCUCAAACUGUUGUUUUUAUCAAAGAAUCACCUGAGCAGCGUGCCUGUUGGGCUUCCUGUGGACUUGCAAGAGCUGAGAGUAGAUGAGAACCGAAUUGCCGUCAUAUCAGACAUGGCCUUUCAGAACCUCACAAGCUUGGAGCGUCUGAUUGUGGAUGGGAAUCUCCUGACCAACAAGGGCAUUGCUGAGGGCACCUUCAGCCAUCUCACCAAGCUCAAGGAAUUUUCCAUAGUCCGGAACUCGCUCUCCCACCCACCUCCUGACCUCCCAGGUACGCAUCUGAUUAGACUCUACUUGCAAGAUAACCAGAUAAACCACAUCCCAUUGACAGCCUUCUCAAACCUCCGUAAGCUGGAACGGCUAGAUAUAUCUAACAAUCAGCUACGAAUGUUAACUCGAGGGGUCUUUGAUCACCUCUCCAACCUGAAACAGCUCACUGCUCGGAAUAACCCUUGGUUUUGUGACUGCAGUAUUAAAUGGGUCACAGAAUGGCUCAAAUAUAUCCCUUCUUCUCUUAAUGUGCGUGGUUUCAUGUGCCAAGGUCCUGAGCAAGUCCGGGGGAUGGCUGUCAGGGAGCUGAAUAUGAAUCUUUUGUCUUGUCCCACCACAACCCCUGGCCUACCUAUCCUGACUCCGGCUCCCAGUACAGUUGCUCCAACAACUCCGUCUCCUACGCUCUCUGUCCCAAGUCCCAGCAGAGGCUCUGCGCCUCCAGCUCCUACCCCAUCGAAACUUCCCACCAUCCCUGACUGGGAUGGCAGAGAAAGAGUGACCCCACCUAUUUCUGAAAGGAUCCAACUUUCCAUCCACUUUGUUAACGAUACUUCAAUGCAAGUCAGCUGGCUGUCUCUCUUUACUGUCACGGCAUACAAACUGACGUGGGUGAAAAUGGGCCACAGUCUUGUAGGGGGCAUUGUUCAGGAACGGAUUGUCAGUGGUGAGAAGCAGCACCUGAGUUUGGUUAACUUGGAGCCCAGAUCCACCUACCGGAUCUGUUUAGUGCCGCUGGAUGCGUUCAACUACCGCACUGUGGAAGAUACCAUCUGUUCGGAGGCUACUACGCAUGCCUCCUAUUUGAACAACGGCAGCAACACUGCUUCUAGCCACGAGCAGACAACUUCCCACAGCAUGGGCUCCCCCUUUCUGCUGGCGGGCCUCAUCGGGGGCGCAGUGAUUUUUGUGCUCGUGGUUUUGCUCAGCGUGUUUUGCUGGCACAUGCACAAAAAGGGACGCUACACCUCCCAGAAGUGGAAAUACAACCGGGGCCGACGGAAAGAUGACUAUUGCGAGGCAGGCACCAAAAAGGACAACUCCAUCCUGGAGAUGACGGAAACCAGUUUUCAGAUUGUCUCCUUAAAUAACGACCAGCUCCUUAAAGGAGAUUUCAGACUGCAGCCCAUUUAUACCCCAAAUGGGGGCAUUAAUUACACAGACUGCCACAUCCCCAACAACAUGCGAUACUGCAACAGCAGUGUGCCAGAUCUGGAGCAUUGCCAUACGUAACAGCCAGAGGUCCAACGUGAGAAAGGUGGACAACCAAACUCUCAAGAACACACAUGUGUGUGCACAUAAAGACACGCAAAUUACAUUUGAUAAAUGUUACCCAGAUGCAUUUGUGCAUUUGAAUACUCUGUAAUUUAUACGGUGUACUAUAUAAUGGGAUUUAAAAAAAAGUGCUAUCUUUUCUAUUUCAAGUUAAUUACAAACAGUUUUGUAACUCUUUGCUUUUUAAAAUUUAAAAAAAAAAAUGUUGCUGAAGUACUGUACUGGGUUGUACAAUGAGGACCCAAUGCCAAGGCAGAAGAAUGAGUGAUUCAUACUUAAGAUGCAUAUUAACCACUUUGCUGUUGAAGCUGUAGAGCUGAUAGUCAUAUGAAAGGAUAGAUUCAGAUGGGCUAAUCAGGGUAAGAGGAAUAGUUUGAGUAAAGAAAGAAUGGCCUAGUUAUUUCUAUGUUUUCUAUACCUCCUGGCCUGGAAGAAACGCUGUUUGAAAAAUCCAUAAUAUAAUAAUAGAGGUAGUUAUUCCAAUUUGACCCAGUACAAGAAAAAGAACAUCACAAGGAAGCCAGUUCCCAUGAGAUAAGUUAGGCCUACUUGACCAAAUCAAAGAAAGUGAGAGAUUUGAAAUGUCCUUAAAACCCCAGGGUUGGCUUUCUGACUGUGAACUUCAAAAUCACUCUUCAUGCUUCCCUGGCCUUAUGUGAUAACAGAGUUGGAAACCUGAGUCUGAUUCUAGUCAUCUUCAGGGACCAAUAUGAUCAGUUCUAGCAAGAAAAUUCCCCUCAAAACUGUCACUAUUCAAAUCACAUGUCAGGUUGAAUCAUAUCCAACAGAGUUAUAUUCUAGAAUAAUUUUUUAGAAGAGGCUAAUAAAAAUAAUGGGAAGAAUUAUAUUGAAUGGAAUUAUUUUUGAUAAUGAAAAUUAUUUGGGUAGAUUCACUAAGGCUAUAUCAACAUGGUAUUUAGACCAACAAAGAACAGUGUUUGGAAUAUAUUACAGUAAUGUGUUUAUUUAAAGAGUAUUAAUACCACUUAGAAGAAAAACCAAUGAUUCUCUUACACUGUGUCUGCUGACUUUGCUAGUAUCAUGUUGAAAUAGCUUGAAUUAAUACCUAUAUCCCCUCUCAAAUUGUUGUCUUCCAAUCAUCUUGCAUAUAUAUUUUUUGUGAUUAAGUUGUAUAUGCCACCUUUGUUUUCUCCCUCUGCUUGGUAUUUCAAAGAAAAUUAUGGACACAAAUCUUGGUUGUACAAAAUAUCCCCGUGUAUUUUCUACAUAUUAAAACCCAUAUUGACAUUCAUUGCCAAUGGUUCUGUGAAGACACCAAAACUGGCCAAAACAAUGCGUAUUGUUAAAAAGCAAUACUGUGUUUCCAUUUUGAAUUAACUUUGGUCCUCUUCCACUAAAUUCCAUUUGUUCCUUUUAGAUUGUGGAUAUCCCUCUAAUUUUGUACUCAUAGGGUGAUAAUUAAUCUUAUGCUAAAAGACGACCAGUGAAAAAUGAGUAAGCCAGAGAAAGCAAGGUUUCCCUAGUCAUGGCAGAGGAGGGCCAAAAGCAGAGGGUAUAGGAACGAGAGGGAUGUCCAUUAUUGAUGCUAGAUAUUUUUUGAAGCAAGUCCAUUUUCAUAAAAGAUACAUAAUUUACUCUAAUUCUUGUCAUCCCUUAGGUGUAGAAGGGCUAUAGACCACAUACAUUGUCUAAAGAAAUUUACCCUUGGGGAAUUCUUUUCAAAGCCACAUUUAGGCAUUUCAUUCUGUGUUCCUUUACAACCAUCUAUCACUUUAGGGACUCAUGAAAUAAAUGUCACACUCUUCUUGCUUUCUCUUCAUCUCUAAGCAAAAUAAAACUGUGAUGUGUCUUCUUGUAAAAGUUUAGGUAUAAAAUGCUAUGCAAGCUUUUCUUUAUAGCGAGAGCUUUAUUUUCUUUAAUAAUAUACCCUGACUUAUAUGUUUUAAUCUCCUUCAUCCCUCAGAAUAAGCAGAAAAUAUAACUGCAGCGAUAAUGUUGUAGACACAAGCAUUGAAACUGUGCAGUCAGUAGAGCUGAACAUAGUUAUGAAUUAAUUUAAUUAAUUCUAAAGUGACUCGGGUUUCCUCUUUAGUCUAUUAGCUAGAGGGUGUGGGCUGUUGGUUUCUGUAAAAGUAGGUUCACACAGUGAAGGAAUAAGACCAUCUGGAAUGGUGAUCAGUGUAGCGUUACAUCAUCUAAAAUCAGGACAGUGACAUGGGGCUCUGUGUAUUAGCUGACUGUUUCCUUUUCACUGUCCUCUUGCAUCUCACUGUAGGUAAAACUGUGUGCUGAAAAAUAUAAUGGUACUUUAAUUUUUGAGGAUUUUUAUUUUGUUAUAAACAAGAUAAUUAUUCUUGUCUGUUUGUAUUGUAUGUUUAACUCCCAGUGGGAUUUGGGACUGUGGAAAUGUCAUUUCUUUGUCCCAGGAGGAAGAGCAGAGAGGUUCCCACAAUAUUGUAUGGCAUCCACAACACUAUUGAGAGUUGAAGUGGUACUGUAGAGGCCCAGUCAUGUAAAAUGGUAAAGACACUUUCAAACUUGCUCUGAUAGAAGAUGAUUCUGGACAAAAAAAUCUUUAUUUUGAUCUUAUGAGCAGCAUGACAAAGACAUCUACCGUGAAAAUCAGACUACCAUCUGUAGUAGUGUGCUUGAGGGACUCGUACAUCAGAGUUGAAAUCACAUCAUAUAAUCUGUACUGUCUUAUGAAACUUUAAAGAACAGAUGAGCAGCAGUCCUUACUGGAUGACAUUUUGGCUGGCAUUUUUAAUCAGGAGACUAUCCUGCAGUUAUAUCUCCUCUGUGUUUGGUCCUCUCUCAGCCUCAUUAUUUAUUUUGAGGUGAUUAGUUAAGAGUCAAAGUUUAGUUGAUCUCAGAUAGUGUCACCCCCUGUCAGUACAAUACCUGUACCUACACAGAGGACAUUGCAAAAAGAAAAAGAAAAGCAUGGUCACAGAGAUGUAUCAAUAGUUAAACAGAAGAUAGUCACCAAUACCUCCUUGCUUGUAGAGUUGCAUAUGACACUAGGGAGACAAUGGGAUUUUACUUAAACACUGUAACAUGCCUUAGCUAGGCUGUAUAACACUUGGAACCAUCAAAGACAGACAUGAGAAGGGUGUUCCCUGUUUAUUUAUGAUAUAAGUGGAAAAAUCAUCUCUUGUGAGAAAUAAUGCUAUUUCUAAUUUUCCAGAUAUUCAUCGAUAUAAUAUUAGAUAUUUUCUCUCAAGAUAAAACCAAAAUUAUAAUGUGAUCUUUUGGAAAAAUGUAUUAAUGGCGUAGCUAAUAUUACACCUCUGUUUCUUAAUAAUGGAGGUCAUAAUGAUCUUAGUUAUGUUGCACAGCCAGACCUUCCUUCUCCCCUGGAGAAAACGUAGCUCUUCACAUGAGGAGAGCAUCCAUUCCAAAUACAAGGCACCAUUGUUUUCUUCAGAGGCAGGUGCCACACUGGAUCAGCAAACUUCAGCUGCAGCAUCCUCUGCAGCUUUUGACAGUGAAGUGGUUAAUUUUCAUUGAUGUCUUUGUUUACAGCGUUUAUCUCUGACCUAUCCAAAGGGGACAUUAGAUGUUGCUUUAGAACUUGAGGAUAACACAUAAACUCCUACUUGCUUUUCCAACUGAAUGGGGAAGCAAAAUAGAAGAGUGCCCAACAGCAAAAUGAUACACACACAAAAUAACAACUCUCAAUUCUUAAUCUUGUCCAACUUAGCUUCUUCUUUUUUAAGUUAAAAUGAGUAAUGAUGGGAAGCUGUAUCUACACCCUUCUCCAGUUUCAUCAGCAGGAUUGAAGCAAUUGUUGGCAGCGGGGAUGCUUUUCACUGAUUGUGGGUAAAACAUUUUGUACACAGUAUGAUACUGUUUUAGCAAACCAGGUUGUUUUGUUAUAGUAUUUGGUUUUCUAGCUGCACAUCCACCAGAAGAGCACAAACCAAGGCCAUUGCAACAGGCAUUUUUAAAUUAAUAUAACAUGCAAUUCCAUGCAUACAUAUACAUGGGCUGUUUGUAAAGGUGUCUGUGGGAUGUGAGAUUUGUAACCAGUUAUGGCAAAAUGAGGCAUCACUGCUGUAUGCCCUCAUGAGAUAAUAUUUACUGAACGUUAACUUUGAUGAUCUGUUACUGUUUGAAUCCUUUGUUGACUUGAUUCUGGUUUGUGUUUAGUGUGUUUCUCUGACAAGGGACUGCAAGGGGCUGGAAGAUUCUGUGUCAUGCAUCCUCUGAGACCUACCAUGUUGCACACUUUGUUAACUACAAACUUCACUCUACACUAUACAGUACCUUGUUGAUAUAUUCAGUAAAGGCUUAUUUUAAAAGAAAACCCAUUGUGUUUAUCUGAGUAAAUUCACUGGAAUGUAACCAGUACUUUUGCUAUAAUGCAAAUGAAAAAAAAAAAAGAGAAAUUCUUCUUAUACAACAAAGAUGGCAAAAAUUGAAGCAGGCUGUAAAGUGUCCAUACCCUCCUACUGUAAAAGCAACAUCUAUUUUUAAAGACAGUGGUCUUUUUGUGUAAGAGGAUAAUGUGGUAGUCUAAUGUUCCUUCCUUUUUCCUCACUGAAAUGUUUUCAGAAAAUGAUCUUAUAAACACACCACCACAGGAAGAACAGCAUUCUGUGUUUGAGCAACACAAGCAGACACAUGUAACUAAUGUGUCUUUAAUCACAAUCACAGAAGUCUUUCUCUUUCACAAUAUAUACUAUUGAUUUUUGAAUGUUACCUUUGAGAAUUCUUGUCCCUUUUACUUAAGUAUUGCUUACUGUUUGUCUGUACUUUUAGAUGGAUACUCAAGGUGGUGCAUCUACUCAUAUAACUCAGAUUUGAUUCUUGAUUAGUCUUAAAGGAUUUUUCAGAACCACGAUCUCUAACACUUGACCAUUUCACCACUGAUGUAUUUGACAUCAGCUGAAUGAAUUGGGAAAUAAAAUGAUGACCUUUCAGUUAACUAGCAUUAGUAAUUAUAGGACUUCAACUGGACAGUAAACUGUGAAACCCAGGGUUAGAAGGAAAUUCAUAUUACUACAUUGAGAAGCCUUUACAUACAGUAAUGUGAUUGCUAAUCUUCCCCCUUUUUUGGAAACGUUGUGGAGUUUGCUGUAACUAGGCUCUCAACCAAUAAGAAUCAUUCAUUUAGUAGAAUUUAUUAAGAUCUUCAUUCACUUUCUGGGCUCUAGGGUGACUUUGGAGACUUUAGAAGAAUGCAAUGAAAUCUUAGACAAACCACCUGCACUUUCUAGCCCACUGGAAAUCUGUGUACUCAAUGUAUUUGCUACUAACCUACUUUUUACAAGAGUAUGUUACAUUUUACUCUGUUAACUCAUAAAAGAAUGAUCUUGCUAUUUAGGAACUAAAAGAUACCUUCCUAAAUACUUUUUCUAAGACAUUCUAAUGUAUUCUACACUAUUUCCCUAUAGUAACAGUAUACCCACACUAAUAAAAGAGUACAUCUACCAGUGAGGAAGUGA
Molecule: messenger RNA, 11658 nt
Organism: Peromyscus leucopus (white-footed mouse)
Lineage: Eukaryota; Metazoa; Chordata; Mammalia; Rodentia; Cricetidae
Gene: Flrt2
Product: fibronectin leucine rich transmembrane protein 2
Exons: 3
Coding region: 4223-6205 (660 amino acids)
Molecular function (GO): protein binding
Source: RefSeq, a predicted model, not a curated record